Molecule: messenger RNA, 1137 nt
Organism: Mesorhabditis spiculigera
Lineage: Eukaryota; Metazoa; Nematoda; Chromadorea; Rhabditida; Rhabditidae
Source: the annotation of a GenBank genome assembly
AUGCCCCCAACACCCGCAGAACUAGAAAAAAUUCACGAAUUAAGAGCGCUAGUAAAAGAUAGGAUAACCCCCUACUACGAUACAGACUUCAACCUCCUCCGAUGGCUUCAAGGCCACAAUUUCAACAUCGAUCUUCUCAAGCCAAAACUCGAGAAUCACUUAUUUUUGCGGAAAUGGGAUUGGGAUCUGGAUAAUAUGGUGGCUUCUGAGGCGCCGGACCCUAUUCAGGAUCAUUGGCGGAAUGCCAUCCCUGGCGAGAGCGGGGUGAUCAAGAAUGUGAUUGUUAAUUUGGAGCAGACGGGGAAGAACGAUUGGUGGGGGAUGUUGGCCACGCAUCCCAUGAAUGCUAUUUUGAAGUCGCGGGUGAAGGAUCUCGAGGUGAUGCUCGCAAAGGUUAUGGCGCUCGAAGCAAAAACUGGCGAACAAGCCCACAUCAUGUACAUAAUGGACCUUGGAGGGCUGGCCUGGGAUCGAAAAUUGCCAGGACUACUGACGGGCCCUCUCUCCGCGCUGAGCGCAUUUAUGGCCGAUCAUUACGUGGAGCUUGUACACUCUUUCGUCUUGGUGAACGUGCCGACAUUUAUCUCGGCAGUGUGGACUAUCGCAAAUCCGUUAUUGCCAGAGCGGACGAGGAAAAAGGUCGUGAUAUUGGGCGGGAAUUGGAAGAGCGAGAUUCAAAAAUAUGCCGACCCAAAUGUGCUUCCUAGUUUUUGGAAUGAGCCAGGGGAGAGUGACCCCUUCAAGUUCGAACUUCCCCGGUCUGUCCUCUACCCGCCAGAAAAAUACUACAAGGAUCAGCCACCCGCCGAAAGUCAAGUUCUCACAAUUCCUGCUGGAAAAACGGACAUAGUAGAUAUUUACGUCGACGAGGACGAAGACCUAAAAUGGGAAAUUCACACCGACGGCACGUUUACUAUGGGUCUCUAUUAUGUUGAAGAUCCAAGAUCAGACUCGAUUGAGGGAUUGGAACCUGUCAUGCCACACUUUGCGAAAGUGCCCGGCCCUACGAUUUGUCCGCUGCGGGAACAAAUGGAAUGCAAGAUUCCUGGCAUCUACAGAUUUCACUUCAGCAACGAAUUAGCCUGGUUUUACCCGCUGAAGAUCACGCAUUUUAUUCAGAAAAUCAGGAGAAAGUUG